ACUUGAAGACAACUCCACGUCAGGAGGAAAUCUUCACCCUUCCGUCCCCAAAGGUGAGCAAAAAGGUGGAGACGAAGGAAAACAUGACAGACGAUGAGGAAUCAAUCCGGCGCACAGCACUGGGGAAGGCCCUGUAUGAUCUGACCCAUUCAGAGAAGGUGAUGAAUGAUCUGACGUUUGGACGGCGAGUGGGGCUUUAUGAACUGAGGGGGGAGAUCGGCUCUGGCAACUUCUCCCAGGUUAGAUUGGGAAUACAUGACCUGACCAAAGAAAAAGUGGCAGUAAAAAUCCUGGAUAAAGUGCGUUUGGAAAAACGCUCGCAGGCUCUUUUUGCCUCUGAAAUCUCUUGCAUGGAGAAGCUGGCCCACCCGAACAUAGUGCGCCUGUUUGAGGUGGUGGAAACAUUUAAGCGACUCUACCUGGUGAUGGAGUAUGCCAGUGGAGGGGAGCUGUUCUCCCGGAUCAGCAGCAGAGGGCGCCUGUCAGACCUGGAGAGCAAGCUGGUGUUUUCACAGGUCCUGUCUGCAGUGAGACAUAUGCAUGAUAAUGACAUUGUCCACAGGGACCUGAAGGCUGAGAACGUCUUUUACACCAGCACCUACUGCAUUAAAGUGGGUGACUUUGGUUUUAGUACAUCUUCCUGUCCCAGUGAUGUUCUCCACACGUUCUGUGGCUCGCCGCCUUAUGCAGCCCCUGAGCUGUUUAAAGAGAAAGGCUACAUUGGUCAAUAUGCAGAUAUCUGGGCAUUAGGUGUUUUGCUCUACUUUAUGGUGACGGCCACUAUGCCAUUCAAGGCUACUAACACAGGCAGAUUGAAGUGCUGUAUCCUGCAGGGCUCUUAUUCCAUUCCCUCCUUUGUUCCACAAUCAUGCCAGGAAAUCAUUAAGGGCCUCCUACGGCCAGUUCCUGUAGAUCGCCUCACUAUGCCACGGAUCAUGUCCAGUGACUGGAUGAGAGGCAUCGAAUACCCCCAGGCCUACCCUGCUUGUAGAGCGACACCCUCCCAUCUGGUUGAGUCUAACUGCAUCCUCACCUCUGAUGAAUUAAAUGUGAAGGCAAUGCUGGAGGAUCUUGGCAUCACCAAAGUCCAUCUUCUUAAUAACAGUCUAGAUUUGAGAAGCCCCGUUACUGGGGCCUAUCGGAUUUUGUUACAUCGAAUCCAGAAGAGGAGCUCUGUGGAAGCUGUGGGCUAUACCCAGACAUGCACCAAUGAAUCCCAGAACAGACUCAGAUGGAGAGCCGGCUCAGAUGGCCUGUUAAACAAGCACCAGUCUGUGGUUUGCACCAUCAUGUAG
Acanthochromis polyacanthus (spiny chromis) is the source of this 1295-nucleotide messenger RNA. Its product is annotated as serine/threonine-protein kinase NIM1. Bases 84 to 1295 code for a protein of 403 amino acids. The record is from RefSeq and is a predicted model, not a curated record. Gene Ontology annotation, molecular function: protein serine/threonine kinase activity; ATP binding; tau-protein kinase activity. Lineage: Eukaryota; Metazoa; Chordata; Actinopteri; Pomacentridae. Gene Ontology annotation, biological process: intracellular signal transduction; protein phosphorylation; microtubule cytoskeleton organization. Gene Ontology annotation, cellular component: cytoplasm. The transcript has 3 exons.